Molecule: messenger RNA, 4959 nt
Organism: Dromiciops gliroides (monito del monte)
Lineage: Eukaryota; Metazoa; Chordata; Mammalia; Microbiotheria; Microbiotheriidae
Gene: RNF41
Product: ring finger protein 41
Exons: 8
Coding region: 503-1456 (317 amino acids)
Biological process (GO): regulation of canonical NF-kappaB signal transduction; positive regulation of JNK cascade; protein K63-linked ubiquitination
Cellular component (GO): plasma membrane signaling receptor complex
Molecular function (GO): zinc ion binding; ubiquitin protein ligase activity
Source: RefSeq, a predicted model, not a curated record
UGACGUGGCGACGUGUUUCCGGUGGGAUGCGUAGCAGGGGUGGGCGGAGCGAGAAGUCUAGCUUGGACGGAUCCAGACUGGGCUCAGAGUCUUCCCCCCUUCCCCCUUUCUCUGGGGAGCUACGGGGAAGAAGCUUUUAGGGUCCAGCCCGCGGCCGCAGCCGCUUCUCCUCCAACGGGAGCCCGGAGCGCAAGGAGGCUAGGCCAGGCCAGGCCGAGCCCGGGGGGCGACGGGUCCAGACCGCUCCCAGGGCGAACAAUCCUGAUUAUGACAUCACGACCAUCCCCUUGGUGAUGGAGCUCAUCAUUAGGAUGGAAGAAUGAGUCUGAGCAUAACAUACAAGAUGGGUUACUGGGAGCACACCAUGAGAGGCACUGAGUGGAGCCGUGAGGGGGCUGGAGCCUUGUGAACAGGGACCCUGCCCCACACCACCUGCCAGGGCAAUGGGAGUUAAGUGACUUGCCCAGGGUCACACACCUAGACCUGGUCUCAGUGAUGAGACAUGGGGUAUGAUGUAGCCCGUUUCCAGGGGGAUGUUGAUGAAGACCUUAUCUGUCCUAUCUGCAGUGGAGUUCUGGAGGAGCCAGUGCAGGCCCCUCACUGUGAGCACGCCUUCUGCAAUGCCUGCAUCACCCAGUGGUUCUCUCAGCAGCAGACGUGCCCGGUAGACCGAAGCGUAGUGACAGUUGCCCACCUUCGCCCCGUCCCCCGGAUCAUGCGGAACAUGCUGUCAAAACUACAGAUUGCCUGUGACAACGCUGUAUUUGGCUGCAGUGCCGUUGUGCGGCUGGACAACCUCAUGUCUCAUCUCAGUGACUGCGAGCACAACCCCAAGCGGCCUGUCACCUGCGAGCAGGGCUGUGGCCUGGAGAUGCCCAAAGAUGAGCUGCCCAACCACAAUUGCAUUAAGCAUCUACGCUCAGUGGUGCAGCAGCAACAGACACGAAUUGCAGAGCUAGAGAAGACAUCAGCUGAGCACAAACACCAGCUGGCAGAGCAGAAGCGGGACAUUCAGCUGCUGAAGGCAUACAUGCGUGCUAUCCGCAGCGUCAAUCCCAACCUUCAGAACCUGGAGGAGACCAUUGAAUACAAUGAGAUCCUAGAGUGGGUCAACUCCCUUCAGCCAGCGCGGGUGACACGCUGGGGUGGCAUGAUCUCCACACCGGAUGCUGUGCUGCAGGCGGUCAUCAAGCGCUCUCUGGUGGAGAGUGGCUGCCCAGCCUCCAUAGUCAAUGAGCUUAUUGAAAAUGCCCACGAGCGAAGCUGGCCCCAGGGCCUGGCCACACUAGAGACACGGCAGAUGAAUCGGCGCUACUAUGAGAACUACGUGGCCAAACGUAUCCCUGGCAAGCAGGCAGUGGUGGUGAUGGCCUGUGAGAACCAGCACAUGGGGGAUGACAUGGUGCAGGAACCAGGGCUUGUCAUGAUAUUUGCGCACGGCGUGGAGGAGAUCUAGAAAAGCACAGCAAGACUAUAAAGUGAGAGGGAAACCUGAAACCCCCCACUCCACUGGGCGUGUCCCGCUCACCCCCAGCUGCCUGUAUUCAAGCUCCAGCUUCCCAAUCUCCUGGCACUAAAGUGCCCCAGGGCAUUAGUGUCUUCCUCCCUCAUACCUCUAGCCCACUGUGCCCAAGAGGGAGAUCCAGAUAUGGAUGUUGUUACUCUUACCUCCUUCCCCCCAAAUUUCUGUACAUUUUCAGCCUGAUUGGAAGUCCCCCCCCACCCCACUUCCCCUGGGUCCACAUUUGCAGAAGGCGCAGAAACAUGCAUUGCCUGCAGAGGAGAGGGGUGAGGUAUAGCACCGCCUCAGACCAGGGGUUUGGAGCCGGUGAGGCGUUCUGGUCCUCGGCAGGAUUGAUGGGGAAAUAUGGAGGGGAGGGACGAGAUUAGAAGAAAAGACAUAGGAGUGGUGAGUGAUGCCAAAUAGAACUGAUCAGCACUGGCAGCCAGGGGUGGAGUGGGGAUGGUGCUUGUGUCCUCUGUGCCAAGCGAGAAUCUUCCUCCCCACCCUUGGGGAUGUCGAGGGACAGGUUUUAGCUGGAUGGGUUGGGGAGUGGGUAGUACUGAAAUGUGUCAGAGGAACCUCUCUUCCGUCCUCCCUUUUUCAUAAAUAGAAUGGUGGGUUCUGGGAGUUGGGGGGGUGUGGUGGGUUGGUGCAGCCAGGAAAGAUCCCUUCCCUACCCGGCCUUUGCCAAAGUAGGGUGGGCUGAUGUCCUUUAUGCCUAGGGCAACGGUAGCUCCCAGAUUCCCCCUCCCCCUCCCUUGUAAUUGUGGUGCAGUAUUUUUUUGUAAUAAUUUGCUUUUAGGUUUUGUUCUGUUUGUCUUUCUCCCCAUUUGGCGAGUUUUGUGUUUAAAAAGAGCCACCUCUGGUCUCUACCAUUCCCUGCUCAGCCAAGUGCUGGGUAUUUAAUUUAUUUAGAUUUUUUUCUUUCCUUUUUCUGCUCCCCCACCAAAAAAAGGCCAAAAAAGUUACCCCUUUCUCUCCUCCUCACCCAGCCUCUUCCCUUCCAAACCCACAAGAAUUAAAAACAUUGUUCCUUUGCUGUUCCUCCUGUGGGGCAUCAUCCUGGGUAUGAGGGUUGGGAUGGGGCCUGUUCUUCCCUUUCUUUACCUCUGAGCUUUCGCUUGAGCAUAGGUGAACAGUGGCCCUUGGCUGACAGAAGAGCUAUAUGUCUGCUUCACCAACCCUAAUUUCCCAGAUUAGUCUUCUGUCUGACCCCCAUCAAAGCCUGUUCAAAGACCAACGUGUCCCUGCUAUUCAGAAAGCUGGAGCCUUUGGCCCUCUCACCCUGAAACACUCCUUGGAGUUUGUAGCAUUGAUUUUUGUAGACAAGCUUCUCUUCUCCCUUGAGUUGUGGGGCUAGGCUUGGGCAAGCUGCUAUAGCCACCUUGUCUCUGGCUAGGUUCAAGUUGGUCAUCCAGGGCAGCUCUCAAACACUGAACUGGCUAUUGGUUGCUUGGAAGCUGGUGGGUGGACAAUUGUUUUGCUUCUCAAGGCACAGCUUGAAGUCCUUUCAAAUGUAUUUGGUUUCUGUUCUCUUUGGAACUUCCUAUGUGGGCCUGCUUGUGAAGAGUGGAGCCCCAUUUGGGGGGUCUCUAGAACUGGACGCGACAGUCAUGAGUUCUAGCUCCCAUCUGGAGCUCAGGCAUAAUUAUUGCACCUAGUAAGUCUCCCACUAUCUGGCCCUAAGAUUCAUCCUCUUUGUUUUUUUCCUGAAACCUAACCAUGAAUGUGGAAAGUGUGAUUCAGGUGCUUUCUGACCCUCACCCUGGGGUCUGCAGGUUCCGGCUGUGUUUGUGUUUCAUGGUAUUGACUGCAUAAUAAACCUCUGACUCUACUCACCAAAUUCUUAAUUCAACCUUUCUACCAGGGUUUCUCCUCCACUUUCUACUUUUUCCCUUUUUAACUCUUUGCCACUCCUUUGCUUUAUAACCUGCUUUUGAUCUCCAGCGUGUAAGUUUCUAAAAGUCAAGCCUUUUGGGGGAGGGGAGGUGUUUUGUAUGUAUGUGUCAUUUUGGGGUGCUUUUCUUAAAUCCUUUCUCUUUUGCCAGCUACCUAUAUCUUUAUAGCACAGAUUCAUACCUUUACCUCCAUACAAUCCCCUUAUUUUUAGCUGUGAAUUGUAUCCAAGGCCUCGAAUCCUAUCUUGACCCUUUCCGUCUCCAAUUGAUACCUACAGUGGGGACUUUGCCCCUUUCUGCCACCUUUGCUUUGGGAACCUAGGUUCUAUACUAAAGAAGGGAACUGUGACCCCCUUUCACUUCCCUGAUCAUUCUUAAGGAAUGAAGGGGCAACCUGAGGCUACAAUAAAUAACAACUGUUACCAAGAGGAGUGUAAUGUACUCAAUAGAGUUGGCCUCACAGCCACAAAAGAACCGCCCUGUGACUCAGUGCUGGCUGUGUGAUCUCGGCUAGUCACCUUAACAUCUCAGUGCUCUAAACAGCUAAGGUUCAGACCUAUAUUGGUAGUAAGAGUCUUUUUAUGUGGGGGUUCUUGCUACUGAUGAAAUCCCAAACGCUAUCCCUCUCUGAAGAACGUUGCAAUCUCUGGUGCUAUGACACAUAAAUAUGAGGUGACCAAAAUAUAGUGACUGAGCUGUUCCUUUAUGGGAUGGGUCAGAGGCAGGGACCCUGCUUCUAGUGAGGGUGGGUGCUAUUGCUCUCAGAAUUGGCUUCAAAGUCUUUGGAAUACCAUUCAAGAGUACCUUCAUUCUUAAAGAGUGUAUUUCCUCCCACCCCUUUUGAAGCCAAGACUGGUGACUGGUAAGUGGUUAAUUUGGCCUUUUUGUUUGUUUUUUUUUAAAUAAAGCCUUGGACUUUGUUGGCCAAGGACCAGUGUAGCUCAGUUUGGAGAGACUUAUCAAAAGUAAGUUGGCUACUAGGUGACAAAAAUUUUUGGCCAUGGGGACACAAAGCAAUUAGAGAAUUGGGAGGCACUAUACAAAUGUGAUUGUAAAACACUGCAUUUGUAAAUGUGAAGGGGCUUGUGGUCAGAGGAUUGGAGUUCAGUGAGACUUUCUAGCUGUGAUACCCCUUGGGAAAAUCACUUACCCCCUCUGGGCUUCAUUUUCCUCAUCUGCAAAUCAGAAAUGAUACUUGCACUGCCUACCUCACAGGGUUGUUGUGAGGAACGUGCUUUGUAAGCCUGAAAAUGUUUGACGGUUUACAAUGUAAGUUAUUAAUAAAUGUGAGUUAAUUCUAAGGAAGAAAAAUGGUAUUUUAAAAGCCUUUUAGGGCAGCUAGGUGGCGCAGUGGAUAGAGCACCUGCCCUGGAGUCAGGAGUACCUGAGUUCAAAUCUGGCCUCAGACACUUAACACUUAACUAGCUAUGUGACCCUGGGCAAGUCACUUAACCCUAAUUGCCUCACUAAAAAAAAAAAAAAGCCUUUUAGAGGCUUGAGCUGUAUCUCAAAGGUCUCAUCCCAUGGUAUUUGAGGAAAAGGAGGAGAAACUUAGCA